GACUGUGACGAUGACAACUGGAUCAUCCGUGCGUAUUUUGAGCCGAAUAAAAACGGUUGCAAACGUAUCUGGUGGGGAGGAUGCGUGACCCAGAACAAGAAUCUCUGGAGCAGCAUGGCAGAAUGUCAACGUGCUUGUGCUCACAGGAUUGAAACACCGCCGCCGCCGGUCCCGCAGGAGACGCAAAAGCGAGCUCUUGAAAUGACAACGUCAAGCAAGGGGAUAACUACCUACCCCAUGUCUAGUAUGUCUCUCUUCGCUGCCGAUGCUCCGCUGACACCUCCUAGAGCUAAUAGUGAUUCAUUUACUGUGGUCUACCCUCAUCAAGCCACAUUUAGCUUACCGCUUAAUCUCAAGAAAAGUUCAACUGUACCUUGGUUUCAGCUUCGAGUCACUGCCACUGUUAUGACAAGAAGGAUCAUUUCAAAGCAACCACGUGUUCAUUUCACUUUCGCUAGCACUUCCAAUGCAGCUGCCACCGCCACCUCUGCACCUCCCACUGUAACCAGCACUCCACUAACUACCGUAACACGUAGCACUCGUACAGCUGCUUCAGCUCCUAACGACGCUCCAGAAGAAACACGGCUCCGACGGUUGUCGAGCGGCAGUCCUGCCGGCCAGCUGGCUUUUCGCUCGGAUUUGAACCAACAGCUAGCCAACGAAAAGCGACGUCUGGAGAAUCGCGCCGAUCUCGCCUACAGUAGCCUCUUUAACCAUCCGGUUACUGUUGCGUGUAUGUUUCUGACAAUAUUUUUCAUGGUUUGA
Messenger RNA from Ostertagia ostertagi, 765 nucleotides. The record is from the annotation of a GenBank genome assembly. Lineage: Eukaryota; Metazoa; Nematoda; Chromadorea; Rhabditida; Trichostrongylidae.